Messenger RNA from Aspergillus uvarum CBS 121591, 2730 nucleotides. Its product is annotated as BRCT domain protein. Gene Ontology annotation, biological process: mitotic DNA replication checkpoint signaling; mitotic G2 DNA damage checkpoint signaling; DNA replication initiation. The coding region runs from base 28 to 2538 and encodes 836 amino acids. Lineage: Eukaryota; Fungi; Ascomycota; Eurotiomycetes; Eurotiales; Aspergillaceae. The record is from RefSeq and is a predicted model, not a curated record. The transcript is spliced from 7 exons.
GUCCAUUCUGCUCUGCAACCAUGAACGAUGGCUGAGACUGUGGGCGCAAACAAGGAGCAUCCUCUCGCCGGGGUGGUCCUCUGCUUCACCUCAAUCCUCCCCGAGCAGCGGUCCGAAAUUGCUACCGUCGCGAGUCAGAUGGGAGCGACCCACAAGUUCGAUCUCACCUCCGAUGUCACCCACCUGCUGAUCGGCGAGGUCAACACGCCCAAGUACAAAUUCGUCGCGCGGGAACGGGCCGAUGUCACGGUCCUGAAGCCCGAAUGGGUCGAGGCGGUGCGUCAGUCGUGGAUGCAGGGCGGGGACACGGAUAUCCGCGCGCUGGAGGCCGCAUACCGAUUCCCGAUUUUCGGCGGCUUGUCCAUCUGCAUCACGGGGUUUGAGGAUAUGUCGGUUCGGAAUUACAUCCAGGACACCGUCACGGCCCAUGGCGCCGAGUUUAGGAAAGACCUCGUGAAAGGCACCAGCCACCUGAUCGCGCGGAGCACCGACGGGGACAAGUACAAGUUCGCAAUGCAGUGGGGGAUCAAGAUCGUGUCCAUGAAGUGGCUCACCGACAGUCUCGAGCGGGGGAUGGUCCUGGAAGAGGCCCUGUACGACCUGCAGUUGCCGUCGGAGCAGCAUGGCGUUGGCGCCUGGCAUCGAGCCCUGCCCGCGCCUAAGCCCAAGGCCGCUCCGGGAGCCGACAGUGAGAACCCGUCGAAUAACCCCCGACCCCGGAAAUUGCGCCGCAUUGCGAGCACGAAGCUGGGAGACCAGAACGAAGGCAUCUGGGGCGAUAUCAUUGGCAUCGGGUUUGAGGCGGGCGACUUUGGCCGGUCCAAGGGGAGCCAGCAGAGCGAGACCCGGGCCUUGCGGAAAGCCACCUCGGGACUCCAGGAGGUGAAGUCGUUCGCUAGCGAGACGACCAUGGCGGAGGCGCAAGAGUCCCGACCACAGCCACCAACGGAGCCGGUCGCUCGCAAGGACGAAGGGUUUUUGCACGGUUGUUACUUUUACAUACAUGGGUUCUCGUCGAAACAGACAAAUGUGCUACGACACCAUCUAUCUUUCAACGGGGCACAGUUAGUGGGAUCCCUGAGCGAGUUCACCCGAUCAGACAUUCCGAAAACCGGCCACGGUCUAUACACAAUUGUUCCGUUCAAGAUGUCUAAAGCUCAGGUCCCUUCCACCGAUGAUCUGGCAUUCGAAUGCGAGGUGGUGACGGAUAUGUGGCUGGAGAGAUGCCUUGAUGCGAAAACACUCGUGCCUCCAGAGUCUCACGUAGCAAACACGCCCAUACCCGCAUUUCCGGUCGAAGGAUUCUCUGGCCUUAAGGUGUGCUCAACCGGGUUCUUCCGUAUCGAUCUCCUGCACUUGUCCAAGCUUGUCAAUCUAAUCGGCGCUACAUACAACGAGUACCUGACGCCCAAGGCUUCUGUCCUCGUAUGCAACGACGCAAGCCCCGUGAACCAGGACAAGCUACGGCAUACUCAGGAGUGGGGAGUCCCAGCAGUCUCCGCGGACUGGCUCUGGGCCUCCAUUCGUCACGAGAAAAAGCAGCCUUUCGAACCCUAUCUAAUUCAGAAGCAACCCACCCAGAGUAGCAAGUCUCGGGAGACGCGAGCUGGCUCGCAUCCGAAGCAGAACCGGCCAUCCUUAACCACCAACCGGACCAGCCAACCAAAAUUAAGAGCCGAUGGAACGGGUGACUCUGCUCGAGCAACCGACACCGAGGCGAAUGAACAUCAUCCUCAACACGGAGCAACAUCAAAAGCGACGCCGGACGAGCACACCCGAGUCCCCACCCCAGUCAAAGAAUCACCCAUAAAGAAGAACCCAAUCUCCGCCUCCCCCACCACCUCCUCACCGCUCAAACGCAAGAUUUCCGAUGUAUCCACCGGCCCGACGGCGCAAUCCGUCAUCGACCUCGCCGUCAGCGGCCUCAUGAAACAGGCCCGCACCCACAGCGCCUCCGAACCCGGGGACGGCCACGACCGGCCACGCUCCCGGGCUCGGAAACCGCUCCUCGGACGUGCGCCCUCGAGCCGCACCAACAGCGGCGGCCUCAGCUCCCUCGACCAGCACCCGCAGACGAAAGCGUUCUCGUUCUCGCGCGCCAGCUCCAUCGACACCCUCAACGACGACGGCUGCGGCAGCGCCAUCUUCGACUCCAACCACCCCGCGGACAGCGGCGGCAUCUUCUCCCGCGCGAACAGCACCGCCGCCCGACUAGAGUACCUGGACAUGGAGGGCAGGGCCGCCAGCAACUCCAUGGUCAUGUCCGAGUAUGAGCAUGAGUACGCGGGCGGGGAGGACGAGAACGAGCCGCCGGCCAUGACGCAGCUGGACUACGAGGACCCGGACGCCGUGGCCAUGCGCGAGCAGUUCCUGCAUCAGGCGGGGAAGGUCGUGGCGAAGAAGAAGAACAGCAACCAGGCGGCCGGCCUCGCGGAUCAGCUGCUUGUGUCGGAGGUCCGGGAGCUGGAGAAUGUUGGGUGGGGUGGGGGGCGGAGGACGAGGCAUGGGCAGAAGGCUAUUGGGGAGAGGGGAUUUUGAGCUCGUUCUGGGAUAUGGAUCGGUUCUCCCCGUACUACCCUCCGGUUGGGGGUGGGGGUAGUUGUUGGAUUUGGAUCCUGGUAGGGUUGAAUAUGUUGUUCAUGAUAUGCAUGCAUGGCGCGGCGUCCUUUCUCAUACGUGCUGAAUACAUUGUGCUUUUUAAUAUCUUAUUCGUGCCUGUGGCUGUGGCGC